UAUUCUUUUAAUGCAAAUAAAACCCAGUGGUUCACACAAAAACUUAAUGGAAGCAUUGAAGCAAUGGAUGUCAGUAAGAACUUUAAAAUGUCAAAGAUUGGAACUGCACUAUGGUUUUCCCCAGUAGAGAUGAGACAUUCAGGAACUUACUUAUGCAGAAGAGAAAAUAAGUGUAUGAAAAUUCAAGUCCAUGUGAAAUCCAAGGAAAAUUGUACAACAUAUGGCCAUAGCAGUCUUUAUUUUACAAUCAAAAUGAAAAGGUCUGUUUCAUGCCCUUCAUUAAGUUGUCCACAGGGGACGAAUAUAUCAAAUGUCAGAUGGUACAAGACUGCAAACUUUUCAGCCGUAAAAACGCCAAACAGAUUUUCUAUAGAAAUUAUUAACAAUGUUAUCCAGUUUAAUGAGAUAUACACUAAUGAUGCUGGAACAUACAUAUGUGAUUAUCUUCUAUAUAUUGAUGGAAAAGAAUGGAUAGUUAGAGCAACUACUGAAGUUGUAGUUGGUGUUCAAGACACACGAAGACCUCCAGAAAUUUUGGGUCCAUCUAAUGGAUCAAAAAUAGAAGCAGUGCUUGGAAAACCCCUUAACCUAACUUGUAGAAUUCGAUUUAGAUUUGAAAGACAUUUUAAUCCAGUGAUUAAAUGGACAAUGAUGAACCGUAAUUUCAAAGAAGAACAUAUUGGAGGAAGUGAUCAUUGUAUUAAAAAGGUUAUUGGAAUUGAGUGUUUCUUCACAAUCACCCUUCAUAAAGUAACAGUGGAUGACCUCCAUGCAACGUUUUACUGCCAUGCUCAGAAUUCUGUGGGCAAUGCUACUACAAUGAUUACAUUAUCAAAAAAAGAAAAAGACAUUGUAUUCUUCAUAUAUGUAUUGUGUGCCACAGUGCUUUUCCUGCUGAUCCUGCUGGCAGGAGGUGGAUUGAUGUACUUUUAUUGGAUAGAAAUAGUGUUAUUUUACCGGCAUUACCUAUCAAAGGAUGAAACUGUUGGAGAUGACAAGGACUUUGAUGCCUUUAUUUCAUAUGCUACACAUAGCUCUGAUCUCAGCGAUGAGACCAGAGAAAACCAUUGUAAAAUCGAUGAUGAUGAGGAGCGAUUUGCAACACAAUUGCUACCAAGUGUGCUGGAGAACAAUUAUAAUUACAAACUCUGUAUCCUUGAAAGAGACAUUCUACCAGGAGGAGCCUAUGUUGAAGAUAUUGCGAAGAUCAUUAAGAGAAGCAGGCGAGCUAUUUUCUUACUGUCUCAGAGAUAUAUCACAGGACCAAGCUUGUUUGAACUGCAGGCAGCUGUUACUUGCUCUGUGGAACAAGAAGAGCCUUUGAAAAUGAUUUUAAUUAAAUUACAUUCAUUUAAGGAGCCGGAUUCCAUGCCGCAAGUAGUGAAGAAAGCCUUGAAAGCUCUACCAAUGGUCUCCUGGAAAGGAGACUUAGAUGGCAAAAUUGCACAGAACACAAAAUUCUGGAAUAAGGUCCGGUAUUACAUGCCAGUCAAAAAGAUAAAGCACAAUGGGAAAAUAUAAUGUCCUAUGGACUAGUAAAAAGUAAACUAUGUCAAUGUGCGACCCCAAAUUAUCUGAAAUAUUUAACAGAAGAGAAUACUCUAUAGGGGAAUUCAAUUCUGCAUGAUGUGCUGCAGAACAUCACCAUAAUACCUCAGAUAUCACCAAUGUCUCAGUCAGCGCUAAUGGUAGAAAAUGUCCACAAUUUGGAAAUACGCUUUCAAUGGUGCAGUGUUCUUGAUGAUCUUAAAAAAUACUAUAUAUUUAGUGUCUAAAGCACCCUUUUCAAGUCUGUCUAAUUCAAUCACAUAGAAAUUGAACAAUAGUCAGUUCUAUCAUCAAAAUACUUUUGCAAUUACUUUAAGUUAGGGAUGUGUUGAGUGUUAAUAAUUUAUUGGAAUGCAAGUUUUUUUUAUAUUGUUGUGUUUGUUUUGUGACUUCUGCUCUACAGAACUUGUUGCCUAAAAAAUAUAUGUACGAUGCAUGGGCCAUCACUAUAUAGAUAUAAAUAUAUAAAGACUGUUGAGACAUUGAAGUUCAUUGAUUUACACAGGUAUCCCUCACAGAGGGGUGGAGUGAUACAGCGCAGGGUGUGUGAUCUGUCUCUGAGGAGAAGGGUGAAGUGAUGUAGCCUCAGUGUGAGGAUUCCUGUUAGAGAUGUAUCAGGAGUCAAGUGAGGAGAGGAGCUGCUCCGGCGCCCAUCAUGGGCUGUGUUGGGACAGACGCUGCCUACCAGCCUGGAUGAUAGAGCAGAGGUCUGAUUGGAGUCAGUGAGCAGCAUCACAGCAGAGGAGCUGCCUGCAUAUUCUCCUCCUUCAUCGUGAGUGACAGCAGAUGCUCACAGUAGAGGAGGGAACACUCAUAGGCGGAUUCAGGGGGGGCACUCGGGCCCAUGCCCCCCCUAUCGUUUCUGACUUCUUUUUUUCAAAAGGAGAACAGCAGCAGCUACUGCUAUUUCCGUCAGUCAGAUUUGAUAAAAGAGCCGGCAGGCACUAGGACCCGCCGCGGCUCUAACAGCUAGUCCGUGUGGUAACCAAUGGGGAGGCUGGAGCUGCAGCUCCAGCCUCCCCCUGCUCACACUGCAACCUGCCUCCCCCACUGCCAGCUGGCCAGAGUCCAGCCCUGGCGCGGGGUUUAAAUGCCAUCAUCGAGUAAGACUGUUACUUAUGAUGGCGCAGAAUGCUUCAUUAGCCCUCACUGCACUGCACAGUUUCCCAGCGCUUCCUCCUCCACUUCCUUUACCGCCAUGCUAGGUGCAGUCAAACUCAGCCUCAGCUUUGAGAAGGCGGCCCGUGUGAUUGUGACAUGGCUGUCCUGCAGAAGUCUUAUGCUGCUUGUUGGAGAUCCAGCUGGCUGCUUCUGCUAAUCAAAGAUGGGCAGUUCGUGUGCUGCAGUCUGAAUCUCAGUGCAGUGCCCAAAACAAGGUAUGCUGCACCUGCCACUACCAACUAAAAACUUUAAUAAUUAUAUUGUGCUGAGGUGCCUUCCAGUCUCCCAUAACUAAUGGAACAGGUGACCAACAUUUCAAGGGCCAAUCAGCCUUUUCAUCAGGGUGAAACAUUGGCAAUAAACCAGGAUGCGCUCCUACAGCCAAUCAUUACCUGAUGGUGUAUUCUGUGAGGCCACGCCCCCUAUGAUACCACACCCCUUCUCUGGGAGCAAGCGUGCCUUAGGUGCAUGUAAAUAUAACUUACCGUUCCCCUAUCAUGGUGCCCCCCCUUUCAUUUUCUUCUGGAUCCGCCCCUGGGAACACUGAAUCUGUAAUACCCCUUUCACACCGCAAAAAUAACCCAGUAUCGACCCAGCAUAUUGCCGGGUCGACACGGGUCAGUGUGCGAUAUGAAAGGGGCCUUGGAGAAUUCCCAGAUCGCCUGACCCGGUAAUAAAAGGGAUUAUUCCUGGGUUGAAUACCAGGUCAGUGGCAGUGUAAAUGGGUUCCCGGGUUGAUGUGACCCGGGACCUGUUUACUAAAUAGGGAGAGGCAGUGCGGAGAUGAGCUCAUCUCCCAGUGCCGCCUCCACCCCCGCUGCUGGCUCUGCCCCCUGCCGCUAUGGCAACCAGCCCGGCAUAUUGCCGUCUUGGGAAGCCAGCACUGAGGCUCCAAUGCUGGAUCCUACCCGGGAAGGACCCGUUUCCAAUUCCCGGGUGGGAUCCGUCAUUGGAGAUGUGAAAGGGGUAUAACUGAUGGUGCUGAACAGCACAGUUCCCUCAGCGUGAUCAGGUCUGUCAGCAAAACAUUCUGAAGCACACCAGCCCACCGUUAUAGACAGGCACAUGAGAAAGGAGCUAAAGGGAAGCUAGUUUUAUUUCUUUGCAUCUGUGGACCUUCUAAAACAGAGACAGACAAUGUAAAGGUCCAUACACACUUAACAAUAAAAUGAGGGACGUCGCUCAUUUUCCCCCUCCUUGAGCGAUGUCGUUCAUUUUAUCGUCAAGUGUGUAUGCCACCAGCGACGACCGAUGCGCGGCCCCGCGGGUCGGCAACGAUCAUCGCUGUCGGUAGGGCAUGCAUUAAGGAUGUGGACUGUCGUCCACGACCUUCAUGCAGGGCUGGCGGAGGCGUGACAUCACUGAGCGAUAUGAGCGGUCAUAACGCUCAGUGUGUACAGUCGGCCGCCGACCGGCCGGCCCGGGAGGGGGAAACAUUAGACAAUGUCGCUCACAGAGCGACAUCGUCUAAUGUGUAUGGGCCUUUAGAGUAUAACCUCACAAGGCUUAGUUAGCAGUUGACAUUUUCCCUCAAAUUUUAGACAGCUUCCUCAAGAGAUGCAGUAACUAAAAUAUGCUGUCAGAAAAGCCACUUUUAGAGUAAUUGUACUGUCAAAGUUGUACCAUAUAGAAGCUCCAAACUAUUGUUCUUCUAUAUAACAGUGUCACAUGCAAUAGUUGUAAAGCAGCUAGUAGGGUCAGUGACUAAACUGAACAAGGAGCACUCUGCAGUAUGAGCAGCUGGUAGCCUGGCUGUGUUAGAGAAGGAAUCCACUCCAAAUAAUUUGCAGAUUCUGCAAUUUAAUGUUAAACUCUUCAAGGGCUACUUAAUUUACUGAAAUAUAGAGAUGGCGAUCAGAGCCAGUGUGUAUCUGUAAAGAAUAUAUCAACCGUUACAUGUUUCAAUUUUGUGGGCAAGAAAAUAAAAAGAUAAACCGUUGCACUGAAUAUUAAUGUAUGUUACUAUUACUGUUUGUGCCUAGGCCUAGGCUGUAACCAUUGAAUUUUAUUUUUGAAAUAAAAAAAUUUUACAAACUUU
Messenger RNA from Pseudophryne corroboree (corroboree frog), 4747 nucleotides. It is a transcript of the gene IL18RAP, whose product is annotated as interleukin 18 receptor accessory protein. The transcript has 9 exons. Gene Ontology annotation, molecular function: interleukin-1 receptor activity; interleukin-18 receptor activity. NCBI's taxonomy places the organism in Eukaryota, Metazoa, Chordata, Amphibia, Anura, Myobatrachidae. Gene Ontology annotation, biological process: interleukin-18-mediated signaling pathway. The coding region runs from base 64 to 1521 and encodes 485 amino acids. The record is from RefSeq and is a predicted model, not a curated record.